CUCUCUCUCUCUCUCUCUCCAUCUUCUUCUACCUCAAUCAGACACCACCACCGCUUUGAAUGCUUGCAUGAUUUCUAGACCAAAACCAAUAUCUCUGAUCCUAAUCUUACAACAACAAAACCAAACCAAACCCCAUUAUGAAAAGAAUUCUUCUUUAGGCAUUUUCACCAUUAAUAUUCACAACUUCCCUCUCAUUACAUACCCCACUGCGCUCUCCAAAGUCUAAAGCUCCCAUCUUUUUUAAACACCCUUUUGCCUUUGGACCAUUUCUCUCUCUCAAGCCUGCCCUGGAAGAAUCAUUAAGCUUCCAUUAUACAAGCAAAGUGGGUUUUGAACUAAGUUUCAGAGAGCACAAAACAAUGACCCACUUGGAGUUCAUCAAGAAAAUCAAGCGGUUCAAUCCUCUAGAGCCUUCUCUUAGCAUUCUUGGCUUCUUCUUGGUCACUGUUGUGCUCAUUGGCUGCUUCUUCUACUUGGAUUACGGCACAGUUGUUCAUGGGAUACGGUCUCGUCUUUUGCAUGGUUCAUCUACUGGUGGGAAAGCACGGUCUGGGUUUCUUGAUCAGGGGAAUGAAGAGUGUGAUGUGUUUGAUGGGAACUGGGUUUGGGAUGAGAAUUAUCCUUUGUAUCAGUCUCAAAACUGUUCAUUUUUGGAUGGAGGUUUUAGGUGUUCUGAGAAUGGGAGGCCUGAUAGCUUCUAUACAAAGUGGCGUUGGCAACCCAAAGAUUGCAACUUGCCCAGGUUUGAUGCAGGGAUGAUGUUAGAAAAACUUCGAAAUCGGCGUAUUGUAUUUGCAGGUGACUCAAUUGGAAGGAACCAGUGGGAGUCUCUUCUCUGCAUGCUCUCCUCUGUAGUUCCUAACAAGACUUCAAUAUAUGAGGUGAAUGGGAGGCCAAUCACGAAGCACUCAGGGUUUUUGGUCUUCAAGUUUGAGGACUUCAACUGCACUGUGGAAUACUACAGGUCACCAUUUCUAGUCUUUCAGGGUCAUCCUCCGGCUGGUGCCCCAGAGGAAGUGAAGUUGACUUUAAAAGUGGAUCAAAUGGACUGGAUGUCCAGCCACUGGAGGGAUGCAGAUGUGCUAGUUUUGAAUGCUGGCCACUGGUGGAAUUAUGGGAAAACCAUCAGAGAGGGAUGCUACUUUCAAGAAGGAGAGGAGAUAAAGAUGAAUAUGACUGUAGAAACUGCAUACCGGAGAUCAAUGGAAACCUUGAUUGACUGGAUUGAUGGUGAAGUCAACAUGAACAAGACUCAUGUACUUUAUCGAACUUACGCUCCUGUGCAUUUCAGUGGUAGUGAUUGGAAUGCUGGUGGUGGUUGUCACUUGGAAACUCUACCUGGAUUAGGCCCGUUGCCUGUUUUAUCCGACAGUGUUUACAAGACUAUCUUUGAUGUGUUAUCUGAGCGAUCAAAUGAAUCACAUGUAAGAAAAGUCGAUUUUCUGAAUGUUACAAAAAUGUCUCUGUGGAGAAAAGAUGGCCAUGCUUCUCUGUACUAUUUAGGAGCUACUCCAGCCUCAAUCAACCAUCAGGACUGCAGUCACUGGUGCCUACCUGGCGUCCCUGAUUCAUGGAAUGAACUUCUUUAUGCCCUUUUCCUUAAACACAAAUCCAUUCGCUCAGGAAAUUCAACGAAAGCUUCUUAGUUUCCAUUGUGAGUGGUAGUUCCUCAGUUCACCAUCCUAAUGAUCAUGGAAGGACUCCACUGCAAAGGAUGGAUAUAAAGAGUGAAACAUUUUGUUCUGCUUUCACACUAACAGGUGAAGUUCUGGUAUGUGAAGGGGAAAGUUGGGUUUUUCUUGAGCACUAACUGGAGCUUGCUUGACAUGCCGAAAAUGGGAAUGACAGAUUGCGUUCGGUUGACGACAACACUCGGCUAGGCUUAAUUGGGGACAGUGGAAACCUUCAAGGAUAGGUUUUAUACUGUAGUUACAGCAAAUUUAUUGUUACCACAGUUGAAAUUGAUUUAUGGAGCAAGUCAUACUUUUGUAGGGAUGUGAAGGAUUGAUGAGGCAAUCUUGAGAACCCUUGUAUAAACACCUGGUUUUGGUUUUCUCACAUGAUGUAAUUACACAAAAGGAAUGAAAAGGUUUUACUUUCCAUGUUUGCAUCUUGAA
Molecule: messenger RNA, 2117 nt
Organism: Argentina anserina (silverweed cinquefoil)
Lineage: Eukaryota; Viridiplantae; Streptophyta; Magnoliopsida; Rosales; Rosaceae
Product: protein trichome birefringence-like 10
Exons: 4
Coding region: 360-1646 (428 amino acids)
Cellular component (GO): Golgi apparatus
Molecular function (GO): O-acetyltransferase activity
Source: RefSeq, a predicted model, not a curated record